Molecule: messenger RNA, 4293 nt
Organism: Oryzias melastigma (Indian medaka)
Lineage: Eukaryota; Metazoa; Chordata; Actinopteri; Beloniformes; Adrianichthyidae
Product: polyhomeotic-like protein 1
Exons: 15
Coding region: 390-3098 (902 amino acids)
Cellular component (GO): nucleus; PRC1 complex
Molecular function (GO): zinc ion binding; protein binding
Source: RefSeq, a predicted model, not a curated record
GUCCUCUAUUAUCAGAAAAUGUCACAAGAACAUGUUGAAAACACUAUUUUCACCACAGUGGGUCUUCAGAUGAGGAGCUGCGGGUCUCCCUCAUCCUCCGGCUCCCUCCAUCUUUUUUCCCGUCAUCCCGUCGCGCCGGAAAGGGCAGUGCGGGAGAGAAAAGGAGGCGUUGCCCUCCUCCUCCCCUCCACACAACACAUCAGCUGCAAAUUUAUGCAGAGCAGCGGAAUCAGUGCUGCCGUCCAGCACGGAGGAUCCAGAAGGGAGAGGCGGCGCCGGCCAGCUCGCUCUUACAGCCGGGAAGGCCGCGGAGUCACUCGGACUCGUCGUGCUGCGGUGCGGGGCAGCCGGUGCAGGAGGAGGCGGGGGAAAGCCGCAGCUGUGACGCCAUGGAGACGAGCGGCGAGCAGAACCAGCAGGGAACCUCGCCCAACGGGAGCUCCGCGUCUGGAACGAGCCCCCGAACCUCGGCGAUGAAUUCCAUGUCUCUGUAUGAGCGACAGGCUGUGCAGGCCCUGCAGGCGCUGCAGAGGCAGCCCAACGCGGCUCAGUACUUCCAGCAGCUGAUGCUGCAGCAACAGAUCAACAACGCCCAGCUGCAGAACCUGGCUGCCGUGCAACAAGUGAAGGCGACUCUGGCUGCCAGCCGUCAGUCCAGUCCCUCCAGCAGCGGCGGCGGCUCUUCUCAGAGCACCAGCACCUCCUCUGUGAGCGUAACGUCUGGAUCCACAGCCAGCAGUCGUCCUUUGGGCGCCUCGGCAACCUCCACAAUCAGCCAGUCGGUGCUGCUGAGUGGGACAGCGGGAGGGCAGGGUCAGAUGUACCUGCGGGUCAACCGCUCCCUCAGGGCUCCCAUCUCCUCCCAGCUGAUCUUCAUGCCCAGCAGCACAGGAACUGCGGCCGUGGCGGCUCUGCCGCAGCAGCAGGAGGCGACUCCUGCGUUGUCCUCCAGCAGCCAGACCGACAACGACCAGGUCCAGAAUCUGGCCAUGAGAGGCGUGUCCAAUCCCAAAGGUGUGGGUGUGAAAACUGAAGCCCCAGAGAGGAACGAAGCAGCUGCCUUUUCCCUGGUCCAGCCCCCCCAUCAGUCAAACCCCCAGUCUCCUACUAAACCAAGCCCCCAGCCGCCCCACAUCAAAAUCCCCACUUACCCUCAGCCCACUAACCUCAAAGCCCACCCCUCAUCGUCCUCCGGGGUGUCGUCGUCCUCUUCGUCCUCCACCUCCUCCAUCCCGCUCUCGCAGCUCCUGCUCCACGGAACCCGGACGCUGACCACGGGGAGCACGGCGCCCACCGCCGCACACGCCCUGGUGCUGACAUCCAGCGCCGCGUCGCAGCCUCACGGUUACCCAGUCGGCACGGCCACCAUCAAACCAGCGGUCAACACUCAGACUCUGGUGGUGCAGCCUCUGCAGAAGACCUCCAUCGGGGCGGAGAAGUCGGGUCACGGGAACGCCCCCAUCCCCAUCCAGCCCAAAACUCUGCAGGGGCUCCGCCUCCCUCUGCAGCUGCCUUCAAGGAACCCUCCUCCCAUCCUUCCUGCCCCACCUUCCUCCAGCAGCUCCGCCCCGACGUCCCAGCCCCCGCACAUCCCCGUUCAGAUAGUGGGGGCUAGGCAGAGCUCACUCGGGGGGGCCCAGGCUCUGGCCUUGGCCCGGGGCAGCUGCAGUCAGGAGGGGGCAGCCGUCCUCAGCAGCUCGUCCAGCCUGCUCACCAUGGUGGCGUCCAUCGCUUCCAGGGAGGCUGGGGUGGUGGGCCGAGGGGUGGGGCUGAAGACACUUCAGUCCCCCCAGGAGGCCCCCCUGCUGGCUCAGGUUCCCCAGGUGCACCCGCAGGCCAAUCAGAACUCUGGACAGAACCAGAACGGACUUGUGGCGCUAAACUCCGCCUCCUCCCAGCCCCCCACAGUUUCAUCUCGUUCGCCUUCACAGUCCCGCCCCCCGAGCUCCCACCCGCCGCUGGCUGAAGAGCAGAGGCGAGCCGGGGUGACCGCCAACGGAGACUCUGUGGGGGGUCAGACCCCGCAGGUGAAGCAGAUUCCUGUGUCACUAAAGAGGAAAUCCGACUCCAAUUCACAAAAUGAUGAAGAUGCCCCCCCUCCACCGCGGCUGCAGGCAGUCAGAGACUGCGUCUCAUCGUCCCCCGCCAAACCUGCGUGUGCAGGCUCUCCUCUUCCUCCAGCGUCUCCCUCCCCCAUCCCGGCGCUCUCCGUGUCCCGUGGACCCUGCGGACAGGGGGAAAAAGCCCCGCCUCCUCAGGCUGUGGUCAAACCCCAAGUUCUCACACACCUGAUAGAGGGCUUUGUUAUUCAGGAAGGGGCGGAGCCUUUCCCAGUAUGCGGAAACAUGAAAGACUCGGCGGGGGAGGAUGUGGUGCUCGACAGUCCAGACACUAAUCAGUCUGAAAACGUAACCACGGCAACAGUGCUGAAGUGUGAAUACUGCAAAAACUUUGCUCCUGCGAGUCAGUUCCGAGGGACCAAAAGGUUCUGCUCCAUGUCUUGUGCAAAGAGUAUGUAUUGGUUCCCCAGGUACAACGUCAGCUUCAGGCAGCACAUGCCCGUGCGGCAGAGCCACGGCCAGCGUCGGGGCCCGGAGCACGCCGCGGCGCCGGAGCAAAGCCAUUUAUCCAACUCGGACGAGGAGGGAGGAAUCGCCAGGAGGAGGGUUCCCCGCCGGACCAGCUCGGAGAUCGCCAGCGCCAAGAUAGCAGGGAGACCCAUUCCUGUCAAGUGCCGGUCAGAGUCCAGCCAUUCAGAGGAGGAGUCCACCGCCGAGGAGGAUGAAGACGACCCAAUGUCACUGUCCCCCGCCUCCUCGGCCUCCUGCCACCAGCCACCGCCGCCGCCUCCUCUGCCGCCAGAGAGCUCCGCUCCCACCUGCCCGCCCACAAGCCCCGCCCAGUGGAGCGUGGAGGAAGUGUCGCAGUUUAUUUCUUCACUUCAAGGCUGCGAGGAGCUCGCCUCCAUGUUCCUGUCGCAGGAAAUCGAUGGCCAGGCGCUGCUGCUGCUGAAGGAGGAGCAUCUCAUGUCCACCAUGAACAUUAAGUUAGGCCCCGCCCUGAAGAUCUGCGCUCACAUCAACAACCUGAGAGACUGAACCGCGUUCAGACGAGCCGACGCUCGGACCAAACCCCCGAAGGAGCCGCUGCCGCCUGCACGUCCGCCUGAGGUUCUUCUGCAGAGAAGGUCCAGGUUUUAUCAUCACAACACCAAUGGAGUUCAAGCCGACACACUCAAAUGUGAUUAAUGAAAGGGCUCCUCCUGCGUCUUUAGUUUGAAAGUCAAAAGAAAAGGAGAAUCGGAUGAAGCUAUAAUUUGUUGCAAAAUGUUAUUUGAGAAGAAAUCCCUCAAAGAUGGAAAAAUUUCCUUUUUUUUGAUGAAUGUUGUCAGGAAAACGUCAAUCUCACAGGUGAUGUUCGGAUAGACUUUUGUGGUCAUCGUUUGUGAAUGAUGGCGGUUCUGUGAUGAACAGGGUACAGAGCGAGUUACAGGGUACGAGUCCAAAUCAGGUCCCUGAAAGCUUCUGCCGAGUCGGGGUCCACCUCAAAAAGAAAAGGAAAGCCGUCUACAAUGGAAGUAGUGUGGAGCGUCUUGGUGUGAAUUUCUCCAUUUGAGAAGCCUGGAGCUGAACUUUAGGACGUGUAAAGUUUGCCUUUUUCUAUUUAAUUGCACAUUUCUUUGCUGGACCGCCUCGUUUGAGCUUUUUCUGAUGUAGAACUGUGUUCAUGUUUUGUGUGAACCUGGUGGCCUUUCUCUCUAGUCUUUAGAUUUUAGAUGAGGAUUGUCGUUUUUUGUUUUUGUAAAGCUGCGUUUCAUAUCAUUCCUUCUUUUUUCUAUCAGUGCUCACUGUUUUUUUACGAACUCAGGCGACGGCGUCUGUUGCCUUUUUCCUGACUGAAAAGUAGCGACCUUUAUCAAGGAACCUGGUCUUCCUCAUAGCUUUGUCACUUAGUGUGUAACUACAACCAGUAUUUAGCUUUCUAGCGAUCUCUCCUUUACUGUUAGUGACUGUGACUCCUGAAGCGUUUUCUUUAAAAAGGGUCAUGCUUGACCGCUGUGCGUUUUUAGUUCAGCCCCUUCAGGAUUUGCGAGCCUCAAAUUCUAGUGUCGUUUGGCAGAUUAAGACUUUCUGUUUGUCCAAAAAAAAAAAAAAGUUUUGAUUUUUAUUUAUAAAAGAGGAAUUGCAGAACUGAAUGUGUUGCAAUAAAGCUGUAAAAUCCUGGAGGAGGCUGCUUUCACGGAGGUUGAUACUUCACUGCAAAUAAAGAAUCAAGGAGCUGUUUUGAAACGUU